Trypanosoma conorhini is the source of this 3204-nucleotide messenger RNA. RefSeq lists its product as uncharacterized. The transcript has a single exon. Lineage: Eukaryota; Euglenozoa; Kinetoplastea; Trypanosomatida; Trypanosomatidae. Bases 1 to 3204 code for a protein of 1067 amino acids. The record is from RefSeq and is a predicted model, not a curated record.
AUGCUGGAUAUGAGCAUCGAGGUGAUGACAGAGCUUGCAACGGAGGUAUUGACCUCCCCAGACAAGGAGGUGCGCGAGAGGGCGGCGGGCAGACUGCGUUUCCUGAAUUCCUUUGAUUAUUGGGAGAGGGUGAAGGGGUUGUUGCCACAGUGCCAGAACAACUACCUGCGCUUCAUUCUCUGCAAGGCGAUGCAUUUCAUCGUAAGUAACGAGUUGGGACCACAGGAGCGGAAGGAUAUACAGGUCUACGUUAUGGACUACUUGAAGGCGGCGCAGGAUCGCGGCGAGGAGCUUCCAGUAUACGUUAAAAAUGAGCUUUAUUCCAUUUACGCCUCUGCUCUCCACAUCAAUUGGAGGCUGACGGUCUUCGACGAGAAGGAGAAGCCGAGGGGAGUCGGAUUGUGUGUUGUGGAGGCACUCUCCGCGCGGCUUCCCGCGAGCGAUGUGUUAGACUUCCUACUAGAGGUGUUGACCUACUUUGCGAAACAGGAAAUUAUUACUUGUGUUGAGAAAGCGAGGUUGGCCUUUGUGAAUGAUAUUCUUCCGAGUUUUUUUAGCUUUAGUGUGGGGCAAAUUUCCUCUUGUGGACCUCGUGCGCUGGAGGUCUGCUGCACAAUCCUGCAGGUGCUCUCAACGCUGACCCCGGCAUCUCUAAUCACGGUGCAGGGCAAGACGGACGAGCCCAUCUUUAUGGGGAGGGCUACGAGUUGGUUUCCUGCCCUCUCCCUCGCCGUACAGGAUUGCAGUCGUGCCAUUUUGGCGAAUCCCACGCUGGAGGCGAGUGGCCAAUGUGCACGGUUGCUACGAAUGGCAUCGGCUGUCGACUGCCGCAGCGAAGAUGGUGCUUCGAUCAGCCUCGGACUAGGCGAUUCGUUUCUUGAACUAUCCGCUAAUUUACUUUCCCUCUAUAACUCCACUGGACUCUCUCACAUCCUGCAAUUGGGCUGUGCUCUGCUUGUGAACGCGUUUGAGCGUGAAAAAAGCCAGGGGGCAAAGUAUUUACACAGCCAUCCAUUCCUAAUUGAACGCUGGGCUGAGGCGGUAAGUGGCGUACUUGUCCGAUGGGAGGAGGAUGAAGAAGAACUUCGCCAAGAACUCAUGCAUUUAUUCUUUACUUUUGGUGACUGUGCCGAUCUUUACGCGGCCUUGUGCAGUGACAAAGAUGAGGUUGCAAGGCUGCUCGUGAACAGUGUUACGCGGGUAUCACAGUGCUACUUUGACAACGUUGUCGCCAAAGCUCACCUUACCGAAGAUUCCUACGAAAUACGCUCCGACAUGGGUGUCAUGUUACACAACGAAAAAACCCUUUUGCCUAUUGCAGAGAUGCUUUUCUGUCGCGAAAUUGACGUGUACUCGGUUAUUGUGCAAAGAUUGCGAAGCACGAUUGAGCAAUAUGGAGUUUGUGUGCGUAUCCGGGAAACUGGAGACUCCGAGGGGAUCGGCGAGCUCCUGUUGUCGCUCGCAGUGGAUGUGCAAUCUGUAUGCCCUGCCCUCACUGCCGCAGAUGCAUCUCUGUUUCUUAUGCAUGUCUGCUUAUCCCGGCUUUCAGUCAUCAUUUCUGUCGUGGCAAUUGCCGUGUUAAACAAUACAGCCCGCAGCAGUGACGAAUUAAUUGAAAUUGUGUCUCAAUUUGCACGUGAAUUACUCUCCAUGGAUGAUAAAUUGACCAGUGCACUCUUAGAAAGUCUUUCUCUGACAGAUUUGGAGGGUGAUAGUCCUGAAAGCCGUUCAAUGACUGGGAUGGGCAAGGUUCACAUGGGUAUAUUGCGCGCUCUUUUCUUUUUCUGUGGAUGCACCUACGAGUCUUUGUCUGAGGCGUCCAGUGAGUUUUAUGAAAUUAUGACCAACUUGUUAUAUUACGUUUAUGUGCACCACAGUGACAAGGCGUGUCUCACCAUUGAUGCAAAUCUCCUCCUUGGAAAGGUGUUAAUGCAGGGAGUCCGUGGUUUCUUUUUGGCCUCGGAAAAAAUGAGCGCUGUGCUUUUGGCGGUGAAAGGGGGACACAUUGAGCUGCUUCGCACCACCAGCGACAGACUUACUGCGGAGGAUAGAAAGGCCCGCUCUGGUAUGCUUACUGCCCUCAUCUUCUAUGACGAGGGCCGCCACUAUGCGGGAUUUCCAACAGUAGACUUCAUUCCUUUUUCCAUAGCUCGGGCGCUGGAGGUGGAGCGCUUAAAUACGGAUCCUAAUGCAAUGUUGCAUGACUUGAUUGCCAUUGCCGAUGGCAUUCAUCAGCCAGAAGUCCUGUAUUGGUUACUGGAUGCCCUAACCAAACGAAGUCAGGAGAUGGGCGACCUGCUGCAGGUGUUGCCUGAUAACGCUCCGCUACUGCUGCGGCUGGUUGCCAAGCUCUGUGACUUGGCAACAAGUUGCUUGCCGGACGACAACAAGUGUGAGUUGCAUUGGGGUUUGGUUGGAUUUGUUUACCUUUCCGUAACCGGGAUUAUGAAUAGAUUAGGUUUGUCCAAGUUCGAUGCUAAAGAGCCAGUGCAAGAGCUUUCACCAGAUGUGGUUAGUGAGACGUUUGUGUACAACGUUGCCAAUGCCAUUUACGGUAUGAUGAAGGGUAAUUGGUGUAACAUGGGCGUGGCAGUGUCUUACGGUGAUGAAUUUGUCUCAGCCUACAUGAGUUUUCUCACGCUGCUUUUUUCUACCCCUCCCGAACUGGUGAUGGCGCGCACGCCAUCCCGCGAACGGGUGUUUGAAGUCCUAGUGGGCUCCAUUUCUGCACAUGGUUCUUUUGGCUUCGAGAUAGAGCAAGCCCUUGAUGCCCACAUGGCGUGGAAGCCGUUGCUGAGGUACCUUCUGAAGUGUUUAAAAUAUUCCCUCGUGUUUGGUAUUCUAUUGGCUAUCGAUGCGGUUCUGCUGUCUAUGCGGAGGCUGGACGCGGAUACCGGCCCGUUUCUGGAUGCCGAAGUCGUUGCAGAGAUCUUUGAAGAAGUGGUGGUUCACAUUGUCGUUACUCAAAGUAUGGGGCAGCAUGAAUUGGAGCUAAGCUUCAGGUUGCUGUCGACGUGCUUUCGGUGGCAUGGACCUGAGUGCACUACGAGAAUGAACAAGUUGCUGGACUUCUGCUCUGCGUACCACCGUGUUCGUCUUCGCCAUAUACUCACAGUGCUUCACUCGAGUAUAAAAGAUGCGCUGGCGUCGUAUGCUUUGGUGUUCGGGAGGGGAGCGAGUGUUCAAACCCUCACUGCGUGGUGA